AGUCUUGGGUCUGGCCAUGCCUGAACCUGCAAAGUCUGCGCCGGCUCCCAAGAAGGGCUCCGAGAAAGCCAUCAGCAAAGCCCAGAAGAAAGAUGGCAAGAAGCGCAAGCGCAGCCGCAAGGAGAGCUACUCCAUCUACAUGUACAAGGUGCUGAAGCAGGUCCACCCCGACACCGGCAUCUCGUCCAAGGCCAUGGGCCUCAUGAACUCCUUCGCCAAUGACAUCUUUGAGCGCAUCGCGGGAGAGGCGUUCCGCCUGGCGCACUACAACAAGCGCUCCACCGUCACGUCCCGUGAGAUCCAGACGGCCCUGCGCCUGCUGCUGCCGGGCGAGCUGGCCCAAGCACGCCUUGUCUGAGGGCACCAAGGCGGCCACCAAGUACACUGGCUCCAAGGG
Molecule: messenger RNA, 397 nt
Organism: Macaca mulatta (Rhesus monkey)
Lineage: Eukaryota; Metazoa; Chordata; Mammalia; Primates; Cercopithecidae
Product: histone H2B type 1-J-like
Cellular component (GO): nucleosome
Molecular function (GO): protein heterodimerization activity; DNA binding; structural constituent of chromatin
Source: RefSeq, a predicted model, not a curated record